Molecule: messenger RNA, 1038 nt
Organism: Glarea lozoyensis ATCC 20868
Lineage: Eukaryota; Fungi; Ascomycota; Leotiomycetes; Helotiales; Helotiaceae
Exons: 2
Coding region: 1-1038 (345 amino acids)
Source: RefSeq, a predicted model, not a curated record
AUGCGGCUUCAUUGCUGGAUUCUCCUUGCUGCUUCUACUUCACUGCUUGGCAAUGCUGAUGCAGCUGACUAUUUACCAAGAGCAUUGUCAUGGGGUAUGGCACUUACUUCACGUUUGCUCGCUAGAGGGGGCAUGCAUGCAGAGUCUGGAAUUGUCUUUGCUUCAGCAACUGGCCAGAGCAUUUUCAAUAUCGCCAAAGAGUGUAAGACCGCUGAUGGGAGGUUGGUUGAUGGAUGGGAGUGUGCGAACUCCAUUGUUCAGUCUAGUUGUGCUGUUGCGUUAGCAGCUUGUGGGUUUCGCCGGGGUGAGGUGGCCACGAAAAGGAGCAUUUCGUAUCUAGAUGUCAUUCUAUCCAAAUUUCCAAACAAUGUGAAGAUUACAGAUCUUACCAUUAAUGGAGAGAGCGUGCCUUCUAACACAUCACAAGCGAUGAUCGAACGUCGGGGUACAGAUGCUACCGCGGAGCCAAUCGCCGUGGCGUACGCUGGAACACUUCCAUUUACGUUUAUCCUUCACAGCACAAUCACAUCAAAUGACACCGAUCCCGACUUGGAUGACCUUGCAUCUGAAAGUGACUCUCUAAUUCGGAGAGAAGCCAAAGAUAGUCUCGUGGGAAGUGAUAUUCCAAUUUUCAUAGCCACUGAUGGAACAAAUUGGUCAAUCCACCACAUCGCUGCGAUUGACAACGAGACGGCGACACUUGGGGACGAUCUCGUCGAACGUGGUGGCAUCAGUGGCUAUAACCAUAUUGGCGUAGGAGGGUUGAAGGUGGGAUGCAAUUCCGAUCCUGUUGCUUACUGGGAUGACGUUAUCAAUUGGCUCGAAGUAGGUAGAGAGUACAAACCUCUUUACUAUUUAGUUUACUAUACCAAACUGUCACUGUUUGUCGGUCACUCUUUCACUCAAUGGGUCUAUCCAUAUGGAGGGGACAAAGGGUACAAUGGCCAAUUUAUGAUGGAAGGAGAGACGGUUCCUUUCAAUGGGGCCUGGGAGGACAACUGGAAUUGGUGUUUUGGAAUAUAUCCAACAAACUGUUGA